AAAAAAAUUAAAACAAUAGUUGGUUUUGUAUAUGAGGUACCAUGUAGUAUGAAAUGCUUUAGAUUUUCGGAAUCAAAAUAUAGUGUUUCUUGUUUGAUAAUGAUGCUAAUAAAAGAUUAUCUUGCUAAUAUUAACAAGGAAUAUGAACACCAUGUGGUCAGGUUAUUUGACAAAUUACAAAUGACCGAGCAAGAUAAAGUUAUGAAUGAGAGAUGUCAAGCAGAAUUUGCUUAUCUUGAAUUCGCUUCUAAGCAUAUUAAUUACCACCAAAAUGAUAAGGGAGAUUAUAUCCAUAAUAUUUAUCCAUCAAUUAUAAUUCCGCAAAACAGCUACAAGGUAUUAGAUCAAAUGAGAGACCGUAAUUUUGAAUGUUCUUAUCAUUUCAGACAUGUUUAUCCGUAUUUUGUAAGUGAAUUUGGUCAUUGCCAUAUUUAUAAAAGUCGUUAUUGUCCUACUGAUACAAAGUACUAUACUUUUACAAACCACCAAUCAAGGGGGUUGCUAAGUAAGAAUUCAUUUUUAAAAGCAUAUCUGCAUACUUUAAGAGUGUUCUUGUCAGAAAUCCGUACAUACCGUGAACUCUACAAUGUUCUGAAAAGUGGUAUUUUGUAUAAUUAUGCAGUAAAAUAUACUAGAAGGGGUUGUACUAGGAGUUGCCUUCCUAGUUAUAAAUAUGGAAGAUGUGCAUGGAAUAAUAAAACAAACCUUUGUGGAUUCUAUAUAACGGUUAAAUACAAGGUAAAAGAUUCAGUCGUAGAUUCUAGAAAAAGACCAUUAGAGAUCAUUCAUGACUAUAAUCCAGAUGAUUCAUUUAAGAAGUUUGUACGCUUUGUAGAUUCAUAUCUUACGGUGCACAGAUUUAAAAAAUACUUUGAGAAGGAUAAUCAAACAGAGUUAAUAAAGGGUAUAACCUCGGCAUGCGAACUUGAUAUAGCUAAAAUUAUUCAUCCGCCUCCAACAAUUGACAAUCAAAUAUUUAAAAGGCGUAAAAUUGAUGUAUAGUUAAUUAAUGAAAACAGUUUUAAUGAAUAUUCUGAGAGAGUAACUAAACUAAUUAUUAUCCUUGGUGGUGCUAUCAUAGUUUGUAAAGCUGAAAAGAUAUUUAGGAUGUUGAAUCAUUUAACAUCAAUUGUAGUAUUUAAGUCAUCCCUUUAGGAGGUAGUGGUGCCAGUAGAGUGCAAAAAAAAGUAAUAGCAUGUCUUGAAUUCUAUCGAGUAGAUUGACGCGUUAUUGUAUAUAACAUUGAACUUUACAUAUAAUGCGUAAUUAGUGAGUGAGUAAAAGCUGAUUCUACUUGUUUGCUCAUUACGACACAUUCACUACGUGAGACUCGUAGUCAAUUAGGUGUCUUUGCAUACUUACUCAAUACUCACUAGUACUUAUAUUAGUUAGAGUCAAG
This is a messenger RNA of Scheffersomyces amazonensis, 1399 nucleotides long. RefSeq lists its product as uncharacterized. NCBI's taxonomy places the organism in Eukaryota, Fungi, Ascomycota, Pichiomycetes, Serinales, Debaryomycetaceae. The transcript has a single exon. The coding region runs from base 49 to 1002 and encodes 317 amino acids. The record is from RefSeq and is a predicted model, not a curated record.